AUGGGAUUGCUAAAUAUCGGAAGCGAUAAUCCUACCCUUCGACUAAAUGCAUAUAAUCUACUCUAUUCAUUAUGCGUAUCAUUCAGAUUUGGUAUUAGCCACCAAUUGAUAAAUGCCAGAGCUAUAGAUUUAUGUAUUCCUCACAACAGUGUCAACUUUAUUGUUAGCACGAGUGAGCAUCUAGCUAAUAGCGAAACUCAUUUGACAUUAGAGUUUUUGAAUGAAUGUAUAGUUGGGUUUAACAGAUCAAGCACAGAGACAUCUCGACAAAUGAUUACGUUGGAAUACAUGGUACCGUGGUUGAAGAAUCUUGUCUUCUUUACCUACUCUCUUAACGGAAAAGAUGCAUCAAAGGUAAAAGAUGUCAUUCGAUCUUUGAUUACUAUCACAGCUGAAAAAUCCGAGGUGUAUGAGCAUAUUCAAAAAAAUAUCUGGAAUACUUUAAAGGAUAUCGAUGAACUUCAUAAUUUAGUGAUUGAUUCACUUAUUCAGUUCUCAGUCGAAAGUGGUAUUAGGUCAUCGCAAGCGGAAGCUAUUGCUGAUACGCUUGUUAUAAUGAAUUGUAAUGCUAUCCGAGGAAAACAAACCCUAAUCAAGCAUCAAUCGUGGCAUGAAAUUGGUUGUUUGGUGCGCUUCAUGCUCACCAUAUCAUUUUAUACUGAAGACAUUGAAACACCUUAUGUCGCAGAAAUACUCCACAUUAUAUCGCUGGUAGUCUCAACCGGACCAACCUUUAUUCGAUCAUCUGUACAUGAACUUGUUGUGAACUUUAUUCACGCACUUGUAACAAACAAAAAUAUCCGCCCGGAAAACCGAAAGAAGCUGAAAUAUGUCUUGAACGAUGUCUGUGACGGAAAGUAUCGUGUACAUUUUGGCCUUAGUAAAUCCUAUGCCAAUGCGUUUACAAUUACUGAGGAGACAAUGACAGACAAUGUUGAAAACAUGAGCCUGGGAUCGCUUGAAGUAAUUGUUCGUCUUUUAUUGGAUGCUACAAACUAUGCUGCACCAACGAUAGAUGCUGCAAAUACAUGGCACGCUCGAUGGAUGAGUUUGGUUACAAACAUGGCCUUCCGUUUCAAUCCAGCUCUUCAGCCUAGAGCUUUUGUUAUUUUAGGUUGUCUGGCGCAAGACGAAAUUGAUGAUGAUCUUUUGUUUCAAACUUUCAUUGUUCUUCGAAAUGAAUUAGCGCGCUUUAAGGAAACAGAUCCUUAA
Molecule: messenger RNA, 1212 nt
Organism: Mucor mucedo
Lineage: Eukaryota; Fungi; Mucoromycota; Mucoromycetes; Mucorales; Mucoraceae
Exons: 5
Coding region: 1-1212 (403 amino acids)
Biological process (GO): cell morphogenesis
Cellular component (GO): site of polarized growth; cell cortex
Source: RefSeq, a predicted model, not a curated record